Phytophthora nicotianae INRA-310 is the source of this 2421-nucleotide messenger RNA. RefSeq lists its product as hypothetical. The record is from RefSeq and is a predicted model, not a curated record. The transcript is spliced from 9 exons. Gene Ontology annotation, cellular component: RQC complex. The coding region runs from base 16 to 1887 and encodes 623 amino acids. Lineage: Eukaryota; Oomycota; Peronosporomycetes; Peronosporales; Peronosporaceae.
AGUGGAUUGAACAAAAUGUCCGCCCGCCAAGCAAAGCGUCUAGCGAAGGAGCGUGAGGCCGAGGCCCAUGUCGAUAGUGAUGAGGACGUGGAGUCGGGAGAGGACGAGGAGCUUGAGGAGAAGCGCCCAGCCAACAUGGGCUUCGCAUUCCUAGCGGAUUCGGACGACAGCGAAAGCGAGAGCGAUGAUAGCGAAGAAGAGCAAGAAGAAGAUGAAGAAGUAGAGGAACCGGUGGCGGUUCCGGAGCCUCCCAAGAGCAAGAAGAAAAGCAAGAAGAUAAAUAGAAAGAAAGGGGCAGGUAGCGAUGAUGAGAACGAGGAGAAGCAGUCGGUGGACGACAUUCUUGACGCACUGGCGGCUGAAGCGGGCAACUUGAGCGUCGACGAAGCCACAUCCAUUCGCAAUGAACAAGAGCAGUCGCUUUUCGGCGUGCAGCUCAAGUUUGCGAACGCUGACAAGGAGAUGAAGCGCAUUUUUGGCGUGAAAGAAGGUGGCCCCAGCAACAAUCGAAAGCGCGGAGAUCCUCGGACUGCUGCGCGAGUAGCGGUGAAGAAGGUGAUGAUGGUGUCGCCACUGGACGAAUGGCCACGCCCUCCAACGUUCGUUGGUGGCGGCAUUCGCUGGACGCGAUCCAACAAACCUAAAGGCGCUGGAUGGAACAGCUUGUGCAGCUAUUAUGAAAUCACGUGGUCGAUCGCUUACAAGAAGUUACAAGAAGAAUUUGAGCUUCUUCAGCGGACGCACGACCCGAAUCUCAUCGCUCACUUCUUGCAGCGUUACCCGUACCACAUUGAUGCGUUGCUCACAAUGAGUGAAGUGUUCCAGCAUCACGGUCAGAUGGAUCACGCUACGGACUGCAUCAAGCGGUGCAUGUACGUACUGGAGCUGGCGUGGGCUGAUCAAUUCGACGUCUCGAAGGGAAAUUGUCGUAUGGACAUCCAAACCGAGCACAAUUCGGGCUUCUUCAGAGCGCUCUUCUUGCUGAUGAAGCAGGUUGGACGCCGAGGAUGCAUGCGUAGUGCGUUCGAAACAGCCAAGCUGUUGCUGAGUCUGGACCCUCAAGGCGACCCGAUGAACGUGCUAUUGGCAAUUGACUACUACGCGCUGACAUCUCGCCAGUGCCAGUUCCUCAUCGACUUAUUCGAGUCCAAAACACCUGCUGUGGAUCGAUUUGCUAGCGAUGAAGCGAAGAAGACUAGCUGGAAAUCAUCAAUUGGCGCGUCUGACAGCAUUGCCGCGCUGCCAAACCUCCAGUUCUCGCUGGCACUCGCCCACUUUUUCGUAGGAAACGAGAGCGAGGCCAAGGAGAAACUAGCAACAGCGCUGCUCAAGUUCCCGACGAUCCUCAAGCCACUUUUGGAGAAAAUUGCCGCCAACCCGUCGUCUUCUUCGUGGCAACCGAUCUUGUCUAGCCGUGUGUUCGCUAACGCUCGUAGUGUCGAUGGAGAGCAGAGUGUGCUUCAGCAUUUGCUGGACAUCUACGUGACGAGGAAUCAUUCCAUUUGGAAGGUGAAUGACGCACAGUCGUUCCUUCUACGUAGUGCGAAACACGCUCUUGCCUCUCCAGCAUUGGUGUCUGCAAACCCUCAGGUGCUGGAGCUACCCGCGUGUCUGCACAAGUACAUUCGCGCUGUCACUGCAGAUUACUCGGACGAGAUAACGACGCUGCCUGCAGACCACCCGAUGUUGCAGCCUCCGCAGCUUCAGAACGGUCAGCCGCUGGAUGCUGAGGCGCUUGCUGCACUUGCACGGGCCCAGGAGGAGUUCGAGGCGGGCAACUUGCCGGCCGAUGCCAAUCCGUUACUGCUGUUCUUACAGACGCUGCUGCCCUGGAAUCACGUGCAAGGCGCCGGCCAACAGCCGCCACAACAACCGCCACCGCAGUGAGUCGGGAUGCGUUUACGCGGAUGGAUGAUGCCUUUAAUGGUGUCGCGCAAAUGGCUUCAUCUUCAGUCAUAAACAUUUGGGCACGUCGGUAAACGUGAUAAUCACGCAACAUAAGCUUCGGCGCAACAUAACGUGGAUUUUGUGACUGAAAAAGGUCGUUGGUGCUGUUGAAGCAAGUGUUGGUUGCAUUUGUGCGGAAACAACAAGUCUGGUGUCGUGCACCCAUGGCUGUCAAUUCGGGUACGAUAUCAGCUAAGACUGAAAUCGCUGCUGUACUUGUACCCCUGGCUUCAUUUUGCGCUACAUUACAUAUACAAGCAAAACAACUCGAUGUCAACGUUCGUAUUCAAUGCGUGACAACAGCUAUAUCUCCUGGAAACUAAGAUGACCCCUAAGUCCAUGGACUUGGAGGUGCACAUUGCACAGGAAUGCAUGCGUGAUAAACUCGAUUCAACCUCGUCAAUGCACGUUGCGAGCGGAUACUCUACCGGAUUUUGUAUCUUACGUUGCGGCAACGUUGCGCCAAUUUCUGUA